GUGUUUGCUUACGAUCACUGCUUUUGGUCUAUGGAUGAAUCUGUCCAAGAAAAAUAUGCAGGUCAAGAUGUUGUUUUCAAGUGCCUUGGGGAGAAUAUUCUUCAGAAUGCCUUUGAAGGCUAUAAUGCUUGCAUCUUUGCCUAUGGGCAGACUGGAUCUGGAAAAUCAUACACAAUGAUGGGUACUGCUGACCAGCCUGGAUUAAUCCCUAGACUUUGCAGUGGACUCUUUGAAAGAGCACAGAAAGAGGAGAAUGAAGAGCAGAGUUUCAAAGUGGAAGUCUCCUACAUGGAGAUCUACAAUGAGAAAGUCAGAGAUCUUCUUGACCCAAAAGGAAGGGUGAUUUGGGUAAGCCGUCAGUCAUUAAAAGUUAGAGAACACAGUGUUUAUGGUCCUUACGUAGAUGGCCUAUCCAAACUAGCUGUUGCUAGCUACAAGGACAUCGAGUCCUUGAUGUCUGAGGGCAACAAAUCUCGAACAGUGGCUGCAACCAACAUGAAUGAGGAGAGCAGUCGGUCCCAUGCAGUCUUCAAGAUUAUCCUCACCCACACACUCUAUGAUGUACAAUCAGGGACGUCGGGCGAGAAGGUGGGCAAGCUGAGUCUGGUGGACUUAGCAGGUAGUGAAAGGGCAACUAAGACUGGUGCUGCAGGAGACAGGCUGAAAGAAGGAAGCAACAUUAACAAAUCCCUCACAACUCUUGGGCUGGUUAUUUCUGCCCUGGCAGAUCAGGCUGCUGGCAAGAACAAGAACAAAUUUGUUCCUUAUCGUGAUUCUGUGCUCACUUGGUUACUUAAAGAUAGCCUUGGUGGUAACAGCAAGACUGCCAUGGUAGCAACGGUAAGCCCAGCAGCCGACAACUAUGAUGAGACCCUUUCAACCCUGAGGUACGCAGACCGGGCCAAGAACAUCGUUAAUCAUGCCGUGGUGAACGAAGACCCCAACGCUCGCAUUAUCCGGGAGCUUCGUGAGGAAGUGGAGAAGCUGCGAGAACAGCUCACAAAAGCAGAG
This is a messenger RNA of Eurypyga helias (sunbittern), 1011 nucleotides long. Its product is annotated as kinesin-like protein KIF13B. The record is from RefSeq and is a predicted model, not a curated record. Gene Ontology annotation, molecular function: microtubule motor activity; microtubule binding; ATP hydrolysis activity. The transcript has 8 exons. NCBI's taxonomy places the organism in Eukaryota, Metazoa, Chordata, Aves, Eurypygiformes, Eurypygidae. The annotation marks the transcript as partial. Gene Ontology annotation, biological process: microtubule-based movement; cytoskeleton-dependent intracellular transport. Gene Ontology annotation, cellular component: microtubule; kinesin complex.